UCUCCUAGUAGGUGAGUCUUAGGGACACUCCCAUCCUGUCAUAAAUUAGCCGGAUCCUUAGUUGCCCGUCACUCUGAGUUCCUGUUUCCCCUGUCUCAGAUGAAGCAACUUGCAAAAUAUUCUUGAAAUAUGAAGCAAGAAGAAUAAUAUUUAAAAGUAAUGUGAUCAUUAUACCCUUUUAUCCAUCAAAGUGGCUUCAUUCCACUCUCUCUCUUCUGUACUUAGAUCUUGCAUGAAAUAUUGGACAAGCCGAAGUGUUUGGGAAGAAAUUUUCAUAGUCAUUAAUCUUUGCAAUGGGUGUGCUCAGGUUCCAGCCUAUCUUCUUUAGGAGUUUUGUGGGGUCCAGCGGAGUCACCCAAGCAGUGCUCACCUUCCUUCUGAUUCCAUGUUGCUUGACUCAGGAGUUCAGAGCACCCCCUUUUAUCCCCAAUGUAUCUUUCCUCUGGGGCUGGAAUGCCCCAACUGAACUUUGUGCUCAAAAGUUUAACGUGCAGCUAGAUCUGAACCUUUUCUCUUUAGUAGGAAGCCCUCGAAAAAGUGCCACAGGACAAGGUAUUACAUUAUUUUACGCUGACAGACUUGGCUACUAUCCUCACAUACAUGAAAAGACUGGCAAAAAUGUGAAUGGAGGAAUCCCCCAGGCUGGAAACUUAAAAAAGCACUUGGAGAAAGCCAAGGAAGAUAUUGGCCAUUACAUACAAAGAGACACCACGGGCCUGGCUGUUGUUGACUGGGAAAACUGGAGGCCUGUCUGGGCAAGAAACUGGAAACCUAAAGAUAUUUACAAGCAUCAGUCUAUUGAGUUGGCUCGGCAACAACAUAUAGAACUUAAUGCCACAGAGGCCGCCAAGAUAGCCAAAGCAGAUUUUGAAAAGGCAGGAAAAUGUUUCAUGCAAGAGACCUUAAAACUGGGAAAAUCCCUUCGGCCAAAUUAUUUAUGGGGUUAUUAUCUCUUUCCUGACUGUUACAAUCAUAAUUAUAAGACCCCCGGUUACAAUGGAAGUUGCUUUGAUUUAGAAAAGAAAAGAAAUGAUGAACUCAACUGGAUGUGGAAGGAAAGCACAGCCCUUUUCCCAUCCAUUUAUUUGAAUAGCAAAUUAAAAUCUUCUCCAUACGCUGCUUUCUAUGUCCGCAAUCGUGUUUGGGAAGCCAUCCGGGUUUCUAAAGUAUCCAGUGUUAAACAUCCACUUCCAAUUUUUGUAUAUACCCGUCCAGUUUUUACUGAUGUGUCUUUGAAAUAUCUUUCUGAGGAUGACCUUGUGAAUACAAUCGGUGAAACGGUUUCUCUAGGUGUCUCUGGAAUGAUAAUAUGGGGAAGCCUCAAUUUAACCCAAAAUGUGGUAAGUUGA
Messenger RNA from Leptonychotes weddellii (Weddell seal), 1349 nucleotides. The record is from RefSeq and is a predicted model, not a curated record. Lineage: Eukaryota; Metazoa; Chordata; Mammalia; Carnivora; Phocidae.